CAAAGCAGGAAGUAGAUACGGAAAUAUCUAGUGAGCAGCUGCAGGUAGUUUUCAGGCAGGUCUUAUCUGUCACAAAACAGCUUCUCUGUCAAAAUGUUGAAGGCGGUCAUUUUAAUUGGAGGACCCCAGAAAGGCACAAGAUUCAGGCCGCUGUCAUUUGAAGUUCCUAAACCCUUGUUUCCAGUAGCUGGUGUUCCCAUGCUUCAGCACCACAUCGAAGCAUGUGCCAAAGUACCAAAUAUGAAGGAGAUUUUGCUCAUUGGGUUUUACCAGCCAAAUGAAGAACUGAACAGAUUCCUGUUUAAUGCACAGCAGGAGUUCAAAAUUUCCAUCAGGUAUCUGCAGGAGUAUGCAGCCCUGGGCACUGGAGGGGGCAUCUAUCACUUCAGAGAUCAGAUUGUCUCCGGGAGUCCAGAGGCUUUCUUUGUACUGAAUGCUGAUGUUUGUUCAGCGUUUCCUCUCACAGAGAUGCUCAGCUUCCAGAAGGAACAUGGAGAACCAAACAGCUUUGUUAUCCUUGGGACAACGGCAAACAGAAAGCAGUCUAUGAAUUAUGGCUGUAUUGUGGAAAACGAGGAAACAAAUGAGGUCAUGCAUUAUGUGGAAAAGCCAAGCACAUUUGUGAGUGACAUCAUCAACUGUGGCAUAUACCUGUUUAACCCAGAGAUCUUCCAGCAUAUCGGCACUGUCUUUCAGAAGAAUCAGCAGGAUAUGUUGCUAUAUCCAUAUGAUGGAGAGGAGCCAACUAACGGCUGGCACAGAGCGGAGGCCAUCAGGCUGGAGCAGGACAUUUUCACCGCCCUUGCAGGACAGGGCAAACUCUACGUAUAUAAAACCCUCAGCUUCUGGAGCCAGAUUAAAUCAGCAGGCUCUGCCAUUUAUGCCAGUCGGUUAUACCUCAACCAGUAUCACAUAAGUCAUCCUGAAAGACUGGCCUCAAACAAAGAGGGAGGACCCAAAAUAAGUGGUAACGUCUACAUUCAUCCAACAGCCAACAUUGAUCCCACUGCUAUGUUGGGCCCUAAUGUCUCCAUCGGAACUGGUGUGACUAUUGGUGCUGGGGUCAGAGUUCGAGAAUCCGUCAUCCUCCACGGUGCAAAUCUACAGGAUCACUGCUGUGUUUUGAACAGCAUUGUGGGAUGGGAUAGCACCAUCGGCAAGUGGGCAAGAGUAGAAGGAACCCCAAGUGACCCCAAUCCAAAUGAUCCGUAUUCAAAGAUUGACAGCGAGACACUCUUCAGAGAUGGAAAACUCACACCCUCAAUUACUAUUCUCGGUUGUAACGUGACCAUCCCUUCCGAGGUGAUUAUACUGAACUCGAUUGUCCUCCCACAUAAAGACCUCAACCGCAGCUUCAAAAACCAAAUUAUUCUCUAGUUAAUCUUCCUCACGCGUCUGUCCACUUACUGUCACUGAUGAAGGAUGCUGCUGGUCGACUGCUGACACUGCCUCUGAGUUACUGUAUAUAAGAUGUCAAAAAUGAAUAUAUGAACAUUCAUUAAAUAGUUUUGAAAGAUAGAUUUUUAUAUAUUUGUCCUCAAGCCUUUAUGCAACAUCGGGUGUCAGCAGCAUUAGAGAAAAGCUAAUCAUGCAUGUUGAUUCACCUUGAAAAGUGCUAUCAUGCUAGAGAGUUUUAUUGGUUUUUUAUCAAUUUUACCGAACUGUAAAAUUGCUACAGACACUAGUGUAAUGUAUUUAGCUGGGUGUGAAAAAAGAAAGUUUAUAGAACUGUGCGCUGUUUCUCAAGGGCAUCCUUGACAAACUUGACUUGUUACUUAAACAUGAGAAGAAUUAUUACAAAAUAAAAAUUACUGCCUACCGACUGUG
Messenger RNA from Acanthochromis polyacanthus (spiny chromis), 1827 nucleotides. It is a transcript of the gene gmppaa, whose product is annotated as GDP-mannose pyrophosphorylase Aa. NCBI's taxonomy places the organism in Eukaryota, Metazoa, Chordata, Actinopteri, Pomacentridae. Gene Ontology annotation, molecular function: transferase activity. Bases 94 to 1377 code for a protein of 427 amino acids. Gene Ontology annotation, cellular component: cytoplasm. The record is from RefSeq and is a predicted model, not a curated record. The transcript is spliced from 13 exons. Gene Ontology annotation, biological process: biosynthetic process.